AUGCUGCGCCGUUUCGUGGAGGGCAAGCUACAGAGCUGGCGUCAGGCCGAGGCCUCUGUGAAACAUCGACUGGACAUCCUGGGAGGAAAGCAAGAGGCGAGCUUCAGCUGGCUCGAGGGUGGAGAUGUGCAAGACAUGGCUGCUGUGGUGCUCACAGAGGCCAAGCGUCUCGUCGGCUUCGCUGCGUCAGUGUUGGCGCAGGCGGCUGUGCUUGGUGCAUCGCUCGAACACACCGAGGCACAGCAUGAAGGCACCUCUGCUGUCGUUGCGCUCUCUUUCGGCGAUCUGGGUGACUGGGGCGGCGAGUCAGACGAAGGCUUCGAACUGGAUUCCGUGCCGGAGAACCCCAAGAUGGACUCCGGCCAUGAAGCCGUGAAACUUUGCGUGGCCUCGGAGCUGGCAAGGCUUUGCCGAGUGCCUGGCAUCGGCGGCUGUUUGGCGAAGGCCUUGCUUGGAAGCUUCGGCAGCUGCGAGGCAGUGCUCGCAGCAGCAAAGCACGACAGCGCGAAGAUACUGGCCCAGCCAGGGAUUGGCGAGAAGCGGCUCCAACAGCUCCAGGAAGCUGCAAAGGCUCAGCUGUCCGGGUGUGCUCACGGCGGCCCAAGUUCUGCGUAA
Molecule: messenger RNA, 615 nt
Organism: Symbiodinium necroappetens
Lineage: Eukaryota; Dinophyceae; Suessiales; Symbiodiniaceae
Source: the annotation of a GenBank genome assembly